Thermothielavioides terrestris NRRL 8126 is the source of this 1155-nucleotide messenger RNA. RefSeq lists its product as uncharacterized. The transcript has 3 exons. NCBI's taxonomy places the organism in Eukaryota, Fungi, Ascomycota, Sordariomycetes, Sordariales, Chaetomiaceae. The record is from RefSeq and is a predicted model, not a curated record. Bases 155 to 1021 code for a protein of 288 amino acids.
AGAGACGAGGGCCCUGCCGCUUCCCAACACCGAUUGACCGUUCAGCCUUGCAGGGACCCUGAACGACACUUCGACAUGCUGGGCAUCAGCACUCGCCGAAGAGUCGUCCCAGCGCUCCUCCCACCGUCAUAGGCCGUGGAUGCUCCUCCCCUCAAUGUUGGGGUUCAGCCUGCGAUCACAGCCGUCCCGGCCGCCGCCCCCUUUUGACCCGGCCAUCGAAGCCUGGCUUGAUUCGCUGCCCCCGCCGGCCACGCGGCCCUCGAGGAGAGAACUCAGGCAAUGGCGGUUGACCGACUACCACGGCCUCGGCCGCAGCGUCUUCGUCACCUGCGUUGUCCUUAGAGCGGUUUCGCUUGCUCUCGCCCUGUCGGUAACGGGCGCCAUCGCCUCCGUCGCCUCCGGAAGGACUGCGUCGUCCGAUGUCCUUGACCGGCUCGUGCCGGCUCUCGUGGUGUGUCCUGUAGUCGCACUCUGGAACGCGGCCGAGUUCGUUACGGCAUGCCUCCUCCGUGACGGAGGGAUCUCGCCCACCAUCCACAUGUUUGUUGAUGGCAUCCUCUUCGUGUCAGUGGCCAUCAGCAUGGGGGUCCUGCUUGUGGAUAUCAUCUGCGGCAUCGGCGACUUUGGCAGCGCUUUCGACGCCGCAGCCACCGAGAUAUCCAGCGUUUGCCUCCUGGUUAUCUUGAUGGUUAUCCACUCGUUCCUCCUGUUCUUCUUCGUCUGCAACUACUUCGAGAGCGCCCGGCGGAAUGGUGGGCCCGAUGGCGGUCAUCCCGCAUCAGGACACGCCCACCUUACGGCUCCAUGGUCCCAGGUGGCACCGCCAGCGGACAAAACAGCGCUAUCACCAAGCCCCGAGCCGCCGAAGUUUGGGCACGCCAACCCAGCGGUGGAACUGGAGCAGUUUGAUACGGACACGCGUCCCCUGCACGAGCAACCUGGCUUUGCAAUCGCCGCCUCGCAGUAUCAGGCAGAAAUGGAAUGGCCGCCCGCAGUUGCCUCUGGGGGCCUUCCCCGGUAACCACCGCCAGCACCACCGCCUCGCGAGGAUCUGCUGAGAAGAACUGUGGAACGGGGAGGCUGAACCACCCCAUCCGGCAAAGACCCCGUGCUGCGGGAUGCGAGCAGAUUGCUCCCACCUGCGGAGCUGAGGAC